Molecule: messenger RNA, 1238 nt
Organism: Trifolium pratense (red clover)
Lineage: Eukaryota; Viridiplantae; Streptophyta; Magnoliopsida; Fabales; Fabaceae
Product: cationic peroxidase 1-like
Exons: 3
Coding region: 27-1007 (326 amino acids)
Biological process (GO): hydrogen peroxide catabolic process; response to oxidative stress
Molecular function (GO): heme binding; peroxidase activity
Source: RefSeq, a predicted model, not a curated record
UUUAAGCUUCCUACAAGCAUAGAAAAAUGGGUUCUCGUAUCCAAUUUUAUCUUGUGAUUUUUAUGGUCACUUUAGCAACAAUUUUGAGCCCUACACUAGCAAAGCUCACUCCUAAUUAUUAUGAUAGAGUUUGUCCUAAGGCAUUGCCAAUCAUAAAGUCACUUGUUAAGCAAGCAAUUUAUCGCGAACCACGCAUUGGAGCAUCAUUACUACGUUUGCAUUUUCAUGAUUGCUUUGUUAAUGGGUGUGAUGCAUCAGUUCUACUGGAUGAUACCCCUACCUUCCUGGGUGAGAAGACUGCAUUUCCAAAUAAUAAUUCAAUUAGAGGUUUUGAGGUUGUUGAUCAAAUUAAAGCCACCGUUACCAAAGCUUGCAAACGCGAUGUUGUAUCAUGUGCAGAUAUUUUAGCUAUAGCAGCUAGAGAUUCUGUAACCAUACUUGGUGGAAACCAAUAUUGGUACCAAGUGUUACUAGGAAGAAGAGAUGCAAGAAAUGCAAGUUGGGCUGCAGCAAAUGCAAAUCUUCCACCACCAUUUUUCAACUUGUCACAACUCAUCACAAGUUUUAAAUCUCAUGGACUUAACCUUAAAGACUUAGUUGUUCUAUCUGGUGCUCACACAAUUGGAUUUGCCAAAUGCAGUUCAUUUAGGGACAGAAUCUUCAAUGACACUAACAUUGACAAUAAUUUCGCGGCCAAUUUACGCAACACUACAUGUCCUCGAAUUGGUGGCGACACCAACUUAGCACCGUUUGAUUCUACUCCUACAAAAGUUGACACAACAUACUAUAAAGGUUUGUUGUACAAAAAGGGUCUACUUCAUUCUGAUCAAGAGCUUUACAAAGGUGAUGGUUCUCAAAGUGAUAGAUAUGUGAAGCUAUAUAGUAAAAAUUCUUAUGCUUUUGCUAAAGAUUUUGGAGUUUCUAUGAUUAAGAUGGGAAACUUGAAGCCUCUUACUGGGAGAAAGGGUGACAUAAGGUGCAAUUGCAGAAAAGUCAACAAUUAUUGAAUACUAUUACAUUGAUGGAUGGAUGGAUGGAUAAGAAGGAUUAAAGAUUGAUUAAUUGUUUAAUAUUGAGUUGUGCCAAUUUUUAUAUUUAUAAGUUAUCUAAAUAUGUUGAUUGUUGAGAAUAAUUCUAAGUUCAAAACAGAACCAUGAAUUUGUUAUGGUAUCUGUUUUAAAUGUGAGAGUUGUAAUUGAUUUUCAUUACAAGAAUAUUAAGUUUUAUUUGUAUUACUA